AUGUCGGCCGCCCUCCGUGCUGCCCGCACCCUGCGGCCAGCCAUGGCCGCUUCGGCCACGCGCGCCUUCACCACCGCCGGCGCCGUCCGCCUGGCAUCGGUCAAGCCCUUCCACAAGGACGAGCCCGCCGCCCCCGUGCUCAAGACGUCGUCGUUCCCUGGCCCCGAGGCCACCCGCCACGCCAAGGAGCUCAACGAGGUCUUCGAGACGCGGAGCUUGAACAUGGUUGCCGACUACACCAAGAGCGCCGGCAACUACAUUGCCGACCCGGAUGGCAACAUGCUGCUUGACGUCUAUGCCCAGAUUGCCUCCAUCCCUGUUGGCUACAACAACCCGGAGCUGCGCAAGGUCGCCGAGACGCCUGAGAUGGUUGACGCCAUCAUCAACCGCCCUGCCCUCGGCAACUUCCCCUCCCACACCUGGGCCUCCCUCCUGAAGACGGGCAUCCUCAAGUACGCCCCCAAGGGCCUCGACAACGUCUACACCGCCAUGGCCGGUUCCGACGCCAACGAGAUUGCCUACAAGGCCGCCUUCAUGUACCGCCGCCAGAUGGAGCGCGGCGGCCCCGAGGUCGACUUCACCCCCGAGGAGAUCGAGUCCGCCAUGCGCAACGAGGCCCCCGGCUCCCCCAAGCUCUCCAUCCUCUCCUUCAAGGGCGGCUUCCACGGCCGUCUGUUCGGCUCCCUCUCCACCACCCGCUCCAAGCCCAUCCACAAGCUCGACAUUCCCGCCUUCGACUGGCCUCAGGCUACCUUCCCCCAGCUCAAGUACCCUCUCGACCAGCACGCCGAGGAGAACGCCAAGGCCGAGCAGGCCAGCAUUGACGAGGUCGAGCACCUCAUCAAGACGUGGCGCGUCCCCCCCGCCGCCGUCAUCGUCGAGCCCGUUCAGAGCGAGGGCGGUGAUAACCACGCCAGCCCCUCCUUCUUCCAGAAGCUCCGCGCCGUUACCCGCAAGCACAACAUCCUCCUCAUCGCCGACGAGGUCCAGACCGGUCUCGGUGCCACGGGCAAGUUCUGGGCGCACGAGCACUGGAACCUCCAGGACCCCCCGGACAUGGUCACCUUCUCCAAGAAGGCCCAGACCGCCGGCUACUACUUCCGCAACCUCGACAUGCGCCCCAACAAGCCCUACCGCCAGUUCAACACCUGGAUGGGUGACCCCGCCAAGGCCCUGCUCUUCCGCGGCAUCUGCAGCGAGAUUGAGCGCCUCGACCUCGUCAACAACACCGCCAAGGUCGGCGACUACCUCUUCGGCAAGCUCGAGGGCCUGGCCCAGAGGUACCCCGAGCACUUCCAGAACCUGCGCGGCAAGGGCCAGGGCACCUUCAUCGCCUUCGACCACCCCAAGCGCGACGAGUUCCUCGUCAAGGCCAAGUCGUUCGGCAUCAACAUCGGUGGCAGCGGCGCCAGCGCAGUCCGCCUCCGCCCCAUGCUCAUCUUCCAGCAGCACCACGCCGACAUCCUGCUCGAGGCUCUGGAGAAGAUUGUCAAGGCCCUGUAA
This is a messenger RNA of Purpureocillium lilacinum, 1503 nucleotides long. Its product is annotated as 4-aminobutyrate transaminase. Gene Ontology annotation, molecular function: pyridoxal phosphate binding. Gene Ontology annotation, cellular component: mitochondrion. The record is from RefSeq and is a predicted model, not a curated record. NCBI's taxonomy places the organism in Eukaryota, Fungi, Ascomycota, Sordariomycetes, Hypocreales, Ophiocordycipitaceae. Gene Ontology annotation, biological process: GABA catabolic process.